UCAUGUUAGCGGUAGAGUCACUCUAGGGAGAUCAUUGCUUUGGAUGGCUGGUUUCAGAGCAAUACCAUAUGGCCAUGGUUCAUCAUUGGAAGUGUUUCCCACCCCGGAUACAGAGUUAAGAGAGCUUCUGUUAAGAGUUCCAGUCUCACUGGUUUUCUUGCUGGCUGUGGUUCCUCUCGGUCUGGGCACCAGAUUUACUCUGUUGAUCUCCAUGCCCAAUACAUCCAGUCCUUUCAGCGCUGGCCGGAUUGGGGCUGGAGCGCUUAUUGCUAUCACUGCUGCAAACAACAGUCCAGACCUCCUGCAAGGUCAUCAGCUGGACUAUCAUUAUGUGGAUGAUGAAUGCAGUGAUCUGCGUGGCCCUGGCAAGAUUGCGGCGCUUCACCAUAGACACAAAUACAGCGCUUUCAUCGGACCUUCUUGCUCAAAUGUUUGUGCAGUGACUGCGAAACUAGCGGCAUAUUGGAACAUUGCUGUCAUCAGUCCCAUAUGUGCCCAUCAACAGUUUCUUGAUAAAAAGGCCUUCCCAACAAUAACAAGAGUGUUUGGACCUUUUACAAAACUGGGAGCUUUCUUUGUGGAGAUCUGUAAAAGGUUUGGCUGGCAGCACAUUGGCAUCAUUUAUGACAGCAAGCCGGCAUGGAAUAUUCCAGCUGAGGGAAUCAGGCUCCAAGCAGAACAUAAUAACAUCACAGUGGCCAAAUAUCUUGAAAUAGGGGUCUCUGGCCCCCAAGACUCCUCGUCGACCUGUUCCCAAAUCUUAAAUGAGAUCACCCUAGUGUCUCGCAUUAUUGUGAUAUCAGCGCGUGGAGAGGUGGUCCGCCGCUUACUGAUUGAAGCUCACAAGAAAGGCCUGACCAACGGAGAUUUCGUUUUCUUCUGUUUUGAACCAUAUAGGCUUAAGAAGUCAUUUGGGAAUUUUGACUGGAAACAAGGUGAUGAAUUUGACUUUGUGGCAAUGGAAGCCUAUAAGGCCCUGUUUUUCCUGUCUCUGUAUAAACCUGAUGAUGAACAGUACCAGGCUUUCUCAGAGAGCGUCAAAAGAAGAUCCAAAAAAGACUUUGGCUACACAUAUUCCCAUUAUGAAAAGGUAUCAGUGCUAGCAGCUAUAGCCCAUGACAGUGUUUGGCUCUACGUUCAGGCGUUAAACGAAACCUUGGCAGAAAAUGGAGACCCAUACGAUGGCUUUGCCAUCACCAGAAGAAUGUGGAACAGAACCAUCACAGGAUAGUAGAGCUUCCUAUGCAUCCAAGGAGAAGUAACUAUGGAUGCAAGUGGAGAUCGUGAGUCAGCAUACAUGAUGAAAAAACUCCAAGGUGGAAACCAGUUUCAGAUCCUUGCUAACUAUUUUGGGACUGAUAAAAAAUAUAUGCCAGUGAAAGGGGUUUACAUAGACUGGCCUGGAGAUCGGACAAGUCCACCCAAAGACUCUCCGGACUGUGGCUUUAGAGGAGAACUCUGUGUCUAUCUAGACCGAAAAUUCUUUAUUGCUUUGGGCAUUAUUGCUGGCUUGGUGACCACAGGGACUCUCACAAUCUAUGUUUUGUACAGGAAGAAUAAACUCCAGGAAGACGCUGCCAAGAUGCUGUGGGAAGUCAGUUCUGCUGAUGUCAUUAUGAUGGAACACCACUCCUUGAAUAUGCCAAAGUCCUGCAGGUCUAAAUCCAUUCAGACAUCUUUGGAGUCCAUCAUUAGCACCAUGCAGGACAGGGCAUCUGAACAAAGAACUGCAGUCUACAAAGAAACAGUUUGUUCUGUUUACUUUUUGAAUGUGAAGAACAUUCAUCUGAACAGCAAGCUGCUGACUGAGCUUAAACAGUGCAGAGAUCUGACACACUAUAAUAUUUGUAAAUUUAUUGGAGCUUGCCUGGAGACCCCUCAAUCUUUCAUUCUCACAGAGUAUUGCCCUAAAGGAAGCCUGCAGGACAUUUUGAAGAAUGACUCUAUCAAGCUGGACUGGAACUUUAAGUAUUCCCUCAUGUCGGACAUUGUAAAGGGUAUGGACUAUUUGCAUCACAGUCCUCUGCACUCUCACGGUAACCUCUCUUCAUCCAGCUGUGUGGUGGACAGUCGCUUUGUCUUGAAGGUCACCGGUUUUAGAUUUAGUUCAUUCAGGCUUUCAGAGAAUGAGGACCCCUGGACCGCUCUGCUAUGGACGGCCCCGGAGCUCCUGAGGCAGUCCAUGCCUGCAAAUGGUACACAGAAAGGGGACGUCUACAGUUUUGGCAUCAUCGCUCAAGAAGUUGUAUAUCGCCGAGGGCCUUUCUACAUCCCCGGCUGUCCAUUCAGUGCUAAAGAGAUUGUGGAGAGGGUCAGAAUGGGGGGCUGUAGCCCUCUGAGGCCGCACACAGACUGUGGCGAGUGUGAAGCGGAGCUGGAAGAUCUUCUGAACAUCUGCUGGAGAGAAAAGUCUGCAGAGAGACCAGACUUCUCUUUUCUUAUGACUGCCAUCAAGAAACUCUGCCCGAAUGGGGGUUCGGAGAACAUUCUAGAUAACCUGCUUUCCCGCAUGGAGCAUUAUGCGUGUAAUCUCGAGGAGAUAGUCAGCGAGCGCACCGCUCAACUUCAGGAAGAGAAGAAGCGGGCAGAGGGUCUACUCACGCGGAUGUUACCACGAUCCGUAGCUGUGCAGCUCUUGGAGGGAAAGACAGUGACAGCCGAGACCUACGACUGCGUCACAAUCUAUUUCAGUGACAUCGAAGGUUUCACCGCCAUGUCAGCUUCCCUCACUCCAAUGCAGGUUGUUAAUGUGUUGAAUGACCUGUACACAUAUUUUGACAAUAUCAUCGACAAUCACAAUGUAUACAAGGUAGAAACCAUCGGUGAUGCUUAUAUGGUAGUGUCGGGCCUGCCUAUAAGAAAUGGACUCGACCAUGCGAAGGAAAUUGCUAGAAUGUCAAUAGCUAUAGUUCAGGGCAUGAGGAGUUUCCACACUCUACAUGUACCUCAACAGCAGCUGAGGGUUCGCAUUGGAGUCCAUUCAGGGCCCUGUGUCGGCGGUGUUGUGGGUCUGAAAAUGCCACGCUACUGUUUAUUUGGAGACACUGUGAACACUGCCUCUAGAAUGGAGACACAUGGAUUACCACUGAAGAUCCACGUGAGCAGUUCUACCAAGACUCUCCUUGACACCUUCAAGACAUUCCACUGUGAUCCGAGAGGUGACAUCCACAUAAAGGGAAAGGGCUGGUUGAGGACGUUCUGGCUUUUGAGGGAAGAUCCAAUUCAGAUGUCUCGCUAAACACGUUUACCUUCUUUUGUCACUUUUUAGUUGAAUAUAACUGUGUUGAAAUAGUGGGAUUAUAACAACUAGUCCUAUUGAGUGAACACACAAAAAAGCUUCUUUUUGUCCCUGUUGAACAGAAACUGCAUUUACUGGGUUAGGUAUGUUUUGGUGAUGGUUUAACCAGCUUAAACCAGCUAAGUACAGCACAUGACCAGUUUAAACCAGCAUCAAAACAUAACAAACCAGAAUAUGCAGUUUUUUUCAACAGGGUUAUUGUGUCUAAAAAUGGGCAGUUGCUCACAAGUUGCUAAAGGCGACUUCAUCAUUUGUGGAGACGUUAGACAUCAUCACGGAUAUAAAUCUCACAAGUAAUUCAAUAAGGGCACAACUUUCUAAAAAUGAGAAUGGAGGAUACAUUCACUGAGCAAUUUACACGUUGAAAAAGGUCGAAGGUUUGGUGGUGGUGACAUUGAUAUCGAGUGACUGUAGAGUAGUCCGUUUAUAGCCUCAUGUUAGCUUUUUACUUCUGGCAUUUGUAUGUAGGCUUCAAAAGUAACAAAUGUUGUGUUCAUUUGUUAAUAUUAUCUUGACAGACAAUAUGUGUAAACAAUAAGCCUUUGUUAUUCACAGAGCUUCUUUUUAUGGGAAAACUUACUUCUCGCCUGGCCUACAAAAAUAUGUCAUCUUUAAAAUAAUAACAACUUUGAUAAGUGAACCAACGUUUUGAGAACUUUAAAGGAAUAUUUCAGCCAGAGAACGCUGUUAUCAAUUGGUCACUCUUGUGUUGUACAUGUAUGACUUUGAGGUUUAGAAUGACAUGGCGCUGAGUAAAUGAUGACAGAGUUUAGAUUUUUGGGAUAACUCUGCCACAGUAUAAAUAGCAAUGUGUUUUUUGCAGACUGUCAAAAUGAUAUUUUCCAAAUUAGUUGUGGGAGAUGCACUGCAGCUCCUUGUGGUUUAGUCAGAGCUUUAAUUUCACAAUUGUAAUAGCUAUUCAAUAGCAAGUCACUUAGACUUUGUUUAGCCAACAUCAAAACAAUCAUAUAUGUGUAAAAAAAAAAUUAUUCAACAAUUCUUCUAGGGGUUGUUUGCGUAUUGAUUUCCAAACAUUUAUCAAUCUUUUAACCCUACAA
Triplophysa dalaica is the source of this 4356-nucleotide messenger RNA. Its product is annotated as atrial natriuretic peptide receptor 1. Gene Ontology annotation, molecular function: peptide hormone binding; natriuretic peptide receptor activity; protein kinase activity. The transcript is spliced from 28 exons. Lineage: Eukaryota; Metazoa; Chordata; Actinopteri; Cypriniformes; Nemacheilidae. Gene Ontology annotation, biological process: intracellular signal transduction; cGMP biosynthetic process; protein phosphorylation. Gene Ontology annotation, cellular component: membrane. The record is from RefSeq and is a predicted model, not a curated record.